This is a messenger RNA of Notolabrus celidotus (New Zealand spotty), 2104 nucleotides long. Its product is annotated as neuromedin-U receptor 1-like. The record is from RefSeq and is a predicted model, not a curated record. Gene Ontology annotation, cellular component: plasma membrane. NCBI's taxonomy places the organism in Eukaryota, Metazoa, Chordata, Actinopteri, Labriformes, Labridae. The coding region runs from base 1 to 1224 and encodes 407 amino acids. The transcript has 3 exons. Gene Ontology annotation, molecular function: neuromedin U receptor activity. Gene Ontology annotation, biological process: G protein-coupled receptor signaling pathway.
AUGUUGGAAUUGAACUGCUCCAAAGCAGCCCUUGUCUCAUCCACAACUGAACUCUUCAGUGGCCCUGGCUGCCCUGAGGCUGCUUUGGCAUGUGGGAUGAAUAUGUCCUGGGUUUUGGCCAGCUCCACUGCAGAAGAGCUUGAUUUGUUGUGCUUGAGUGAAGAGGAGUACCUGACCAGCAGGCUGGAGCAACGGAGGUCCCCUGACUUUCUCCCUGUCUGUGUCACCUACCUCACUAUCUUCUUGGUGGGUGUAUUGGGAAAUGCCCUGACCUGCACAGUCAUUUUACGCUACAGGGUGAUGCAGACACCCACAAACUACUACCUGCUGAGCCUGGCAGUGUCGGACCUGCUGGUGCUGCUUCUGGGUAUGCCGCUAGAGCUCUACGAGAUGUGGCAGAACUACCCCUACCUGCUGGGGGAAGGAGGCUGCUACUUCAAAACCUUCCUGUUUGAGACCGUCUGCUUUGCAUCAAUCCUCAAUGUCACAGCACUUAGCGUUGAGCGCUACAUAGCAGUGGUGCACCCACUCAAAGUCAAACACAUGACUACAGGUACUCAUGUGAAGAGGGUGAUCUUCAUUCUGUGGGUGCUGUCCAUGCUUUGUGCUGUACCUAACACCAGUCUGCAAGGGAUUGAGGUGCUGGAUCCAUUGUUUGGGCGAGAGUUUCCCCAAUCUGCAGUGUGCACAGUGGUCAAGCCUGUCUGGAUGUACAGAAUAAUCAUCUUGAUUACUACGCUGGUCUUUUUUCUGCUCCCCAUGUUGAUAAUCAGCAUCCUCUACCUGCUCAUUGGCCUGCAGCUGCGCAGGGAGAAGGUGAUGACUGUGGUGGAUCCUAGGGGUACUUUCAGACCAGAAAGUAUUUCCAAAUGCCACAGGCAGAGGCUGAGCAAACGCAACAAGCAGGUCACCAAAAUGCUAUGUGUGCUGGUGGUCGUAUUUGGACUCUGCUGGGCUCCCUUCCACACAGAGCGCUUGGGGUGGAGCUACCUGGACCCCUCUGAUAAGAGGCAUAUUUUCGGGCCAAUCCACAUCGUCUCUGGAGUCUUCUUCUACCUGAGCUCUGCUGUCAACCCCAUCCUCUACAACCUCAUGUCUACCAGGUUCAGAGAGAUGUUCAGUCACAUGACCUGCUGCUCAAAAAGAUGGGCAACACGCUCCAGCUUGCAUCUGACCCAGCGCAGCACGUUGAGUGAGAAUAUGACCAGUCUGAAAUCAACCUAGGCAAAGUCAAAGAACGUUACACACUGUAUAUAUAAGUACUGUAUGUUGAAGUUGAUAAACCUUCAAAUAGAAGGGACUUGAGCAAAACUAAAGGAUAUUUCUCUGUCAUUGAUAUGUGAUGUAAGAAAAUGAUGACUAAAUGAGCAGAGCGAGGUGACAGAGGCUCUGUGACAAGCAUGAUCAAGAUGCACAUGCGAAAAAGGGCAGACUUGCAUGUUGUACAUUACUGUAUCCAUUGUACCUAUUGUAGAAAGCUACACAGAGCCUCAAGUCCCAUUUUGGAAAGGUAGAAAUAAGCAAUAGAACAAGAAGAAGCAAAAUCAUGAAGUGACAGAGCGACGUUGACCUCUGAGGUUAAUGUUAGCAUGAACAACAAAAUUGUCACACAAAUGAAAUGAAAACAGUUUUCAGCAUGGCAAACAGAGCACACCUGACUGAACCAGCUGAAUGUUUAUUGUGUAUAUAUGUACUGUAUAAAGUGGGUUAUAACGUUUCCAGGCUCCUCUAUUUACCGCUGUACAGCUACCAAUGUCAACAUCCCUGUUUAAAAGCCACAUUUGUUUGUGAAAGAAUCGGAUUUGAGAGGGAAAGUCGUUGCAGGAAAGCAGAGGAGUAAAUAUGAGAAUGUGUCACUGAUAAUUAUGACCUAUGUCAAAGGUAUGGAAGUAUGGCAGCCUUGAUAAGCAUACAUGCAUCAAUACAUUUUAAUUACUCCAUUUCUUGUGAUAAUGACAUCAAUUCUGUUAUUUUCUCCAGAUCUCAGAGUCGUACAAAAGCACAUAACAAAUAGAAAUUGAUUUAAUUGACCUCAUUGGUGUGGACAAUGGCAGCAUGUCAUGUUGUGGUGUGGCCUGUCACAGUGACCAGCCUAUUGUUUUGU